AUGGAUGCGCGAGUUGCAGACGCAGAAGGUCGGGCCAGGGCUGAGGCGAGGGCACGCAUCAACACGGAAGCGCCAGCACCAGCACCAGCACACACGCUGCACACGCACACGCACCGCCAAAGCACAAGGCACAAGUACGAGAUGAUGCUCCGCCCGGCGGUUCUGCGUGGGUCGGCGCCGUCUGGAGGCCUUUCUCAAGGCGCGUGCGACGGAAUUCAGCGGCGGGUCGCUCUUUUGUGCCUCUCCGCAAGCAAAGGCGACGACGAGGACGCCGACGACAGCGGCAGAGACGAGAAGGAGGAGGACGACGACGACGGGAGGACAAUGCAAAGAUCGAAGAAGGCAAGGCAGCCAACAAAAAAAAAACCUUCCCAGGUCGCAAAACGGCGUCUCGAAGCACCAGUUCGCGUUGUUUCUGGUCCCAUCUCCAACCCCACAGCCGGCCACGAUGAGGACCAUCUAUUAGAGAGGGCCCAACGCUCGCCCAGGGCGGCGUCUUCGGAUGGAUCAGGCGUGAAAAUCAGCUAA
Molecule: messenger RNA, 528 nt
Organism: Verruconis gallopava
Lineage: Eukaryota; Fungi; Ascomycota; Dothideomycetes; Venturiales; Sympoventuriaceae
Exons: 1
Coding region: 1-528 (175 amino acids)
Source: RefSeq, a predicted model, not a curated record